This is a messenger RNA of Condylostylus longicornis, 2751 nucleotides long. RefSeq names its product neuronal acetylcholine receptor subunit alpha-2 (gene NtR). Gene Ontology annotation, biological process: regulation of membrane potential; signal transduction; nervous system process. Bases 788 to 2422 code for a protein of 544 amino acids. Gene Ontology annotation, cellular component: synapse; neuron projection; membrane. The record is from RefSeq and is a predicted model, not a curated record. NCBI's taxonomy places the organism in Eukaryota, Metazoa, Arthropoda, Insecta, Diptera, Dolichopodidae. Gene Ontology annotation, molecular function: extracellular ligand-gated monoatomic ion channel activity; transmembrane signaling receptor activity; neurotransmitter receptor activity. The transcript has 9 exons.
UACAAUGAAUUAAAUAUAUUUUAGCGAUACAUUAGAAAUAAAUAUUAUACACAUUUAGUGAACAAGAAGUUAAAAAAUCCUAUAUAAUUAAUUAUAUACAUAGAAUAUUUAGAACAUUUGGCUAUCUAAAUAAUUGCAAACGCACAAUGAAAUUAACAUCUUUAUUCAAUUAUUUCCAAUUAAUUUUCAAUUAAAUUUUUUUAAAUAAAACAAAAUUGUUUUCCGAAAAAAGUUAUCAAAUUAAAAUGCUUUUUUCGUUUUAAGAUUAAAGAUGGUCAAUUGAUAAAUUAAUAAUUUUUAUCAUUUUUUACUUAAUUAUUUCCGUACAAAGAUUUUUAUGAUUUUCGACGACCAUUUCGACUUUUAAACCGAUGUCUUUGGUUUAGCAUUUUUAAAUUAAAAUUUAAAUUCAGUUAGUAAAUUGUUCAUUGAAGAUAAUUUCAUCGACCAAUAACGUACAUGUACAUAACUAGAGUAGGUAUCAAAGUUUAGUAAAUAAUAAACCCCGACUUUAAUAAAUGGCUUCACACAUUUUAAUUCACUUUAAUUACGUAUUGAUUAACAUAUGUUAUUGUUUUUUAGAACUUUCCUUUAAGUAGUUUUUUUCCGAGACGAAAGCUUGGAGUAAUCGUAAAAAUUACUGAAAAAAAGCAUCAUAAGAAAAAGAAAAAACAUUUAAAUAGAACAAUGAAAUUGAGAAAAAGUUCUUAUCUUUUUAUUUUUAUGAAUUUAUAUAAUAGUAUAUUCUGAAUUUAUAAGUUCAGUAUAAAGCAUCAUCGUUAGCAUAAUGUAUAAAAUAGCAAUAAUUUUAACGAUUUUACUUUUUUAUUUAAAAUUUUCGAUUUCUCAUGAAUUUACUUUCACUCAAUUGAAAACAUGCCAAGAAUAUCAAGUUAACGAUUCAUUUUAUAAAGAAUUUUUUAAGGUCGAUAAUUUAGAGCAAAACAAUAGAUCAGAAAACGAACUUAUAAGACUUAAUUUUUUUACAUUAACAUUAAUGGAUGCCCAUAUUUUACUAUCAGAAACCGAUUCACCACAGUUGAGCGACAAGGUUUAUGAUAUAGUAAUUGGAGCUGGACAAAAUACCUAUUCAACUAUAAGAGCGAAGUUGAAUUCUGAUGGAGUUGCACGAGUCGAUGGUUCAAUAAAUUUUGAUCCUUGGAUCCCAACACCAAUUGAGAUUAGUCAAACAAUAGAUGGUAAAUUAACAGUAUUGAUAUUUAACGAGGAAUAUAUCAGUUUUAUUGACAAUAAUCCAUUAUUAAUUAAUUUUGUUAGUUUUAAAUCAUAUGGGGGAAUACCAGCUAAGUGGUUUUAUGAUUGCAAAUUUAACGGGCAUGAAUAUGACAUUACAAUGGAGAAUAGAAAAAUUUCAGAUAUGGAACGUCUGGAGCAUUAUUUAUUUACAGAAUACGAUCCAUACAAUAAACCAUUGAAUUUAAACAAGUUAAAUAUUAUAUUUCACAUAAAUGGAGCUUUUCAUGAUGAGAAAAAAUCUAUUUUGAAAACGCGUAUUUCAAUAAAAAUGAUUUGGGAAGAUUCAAGAUUAAAAUGGAACUCUUCUGAAUUUGGGGAUAUCAAUAUAAUAACGGGUACAGAAUAUAAUAUAUGGUUACCAAUUUUGGUGAUAUAUAAUGGGGCUGAAAGUACUCAUAAGGGUGUCUCACUCAGAGGAGUUAAACAAAAAAUUUUUGAAAAUGGAAAAAUUGAGAUAGAGGCUAAAAACACUGAAAUAUCCACUUGGUGUGAGAGCGCUUCAAAUUGGCCUUUUAUGAAUUUAUCAUGCGAAAUAAGAAUAGGAGAAGCACACGAAAAUGUUCGUUUAUGUUAUAACAAGAAUUCUAAUUUAAAUUUUCUGCCUGUAAAUAGUUUUAUUUUUUGGAGAGUAAAUAAUUAUACAUCUUUAGACAAAUUGGAUAAAACCGACUUAGUCGUAGAAUUUCUUCUAAAGAAAAAUAAAAAUUUCUAUUUAUGUGUUUAUUAUCCUCCAAUAUUUACCUCAAUAACUUUUAUUAUACUAUCAUUUAUUUUAAAAGAAGAAAAACGUGGACUCGUUAACCUUUUAGCAAUUGUAAUUGUUUUAACAUCGCUCUUAUUUUUGUCAAAACAUACUACAAAUUAUUCCAAAUCAUCAUUGGUUGAUUUGUAUAUUGGUGUUUCAAUUAUAUCAACUUUUACAUAUUUUCUACAUGUUCUUAUAUUGUGCUUAAAAAAUUUCUCACCAUUGUUAAGCCCAAGUGAAUGGUUGUUGAGAGUUAUUUAUAGCCGCAUUAUUAGAUUUUUCCUUGGAAUGAAUUUUACUAAAUGCGAUUACGUUGACGUUCACGCCAACCCAUGGAAAUUGUUGGCAGAAGUCAUAAACAGAAUAAGCUUGAUAUUUGUUCUUUUGGCCUUUACUGUUACAAUUUGCAAAAACAUAUGAUAUACUUAAGAUUACUAAGGUUGUAUACAUGGUUUCAUUAGCAUACUUUUAUGUAACACACAAGGGACAUUUAAAAUUUUGGAUUUUGAACUAGUUUUAUAGCAGUUUUGUUUUACGUUAUUUUGCAACUAAUUAAAGAAAGUUUGCAGCAAUGUUUGUUUGUUCUAGCAUAUAAUUAAACACUGCUUAAAGUCUAAAACUACCAAUGUUAUUAAUAAUAAUUGAAUAAUGUUAUUUGGAGUAUACAUACAUACUAUAUUUAUUUUAAAUCUAGCAUAUUAAUGCUUUCUUGUAUUCGAUUUUUAAAAAAAUUUUUUAUGUUAAUUCCA